AUGCCACGCGUUCAGUUUAUUGGACAGAUCAGUUUGUCAUUUGGCAAUACUUUGCCAGAACUAUGUUCAAAACUAAAAAACUUUGGUAUUGGCCGUUUAUUUGUACGUACAGCUCAGGAUCAAAAUAAAGAAGUAUCCUAUGUUGUCUUAACCAAAAGUCGUCCAAUGAUAACACAAACACCACCUAAAGUAAUCAUUGGUAAACUCGACGAAAUAACGGUACUUACACGAAAACUACCCGAUACUCAAAGUGAAUUUGUUGGGCGUAUAGUUGAGAAUGGUCUUGUGCUAAAUAGUGGACGGGAAACGAAAAUUCCAAGUGCUACCAAUCCUGAUUGGCGAUUAAUCCGUAAAGAAGAUGAAGCUUAUUAUCUUAAACAUACGAGUAAAACACAAGAAACAUCUGAUAAAAAUCGUGAAAAAACAAAUAUUACUCUUUUACAAGAACAUAUUCCUGAUAUAAUUAAAUUUUGGGCAAGAACCAAUGGAUAA
Molecule: messenger RNA, 492 nt
Organism: Rotaria socialis
Lineage: Eukaryota; Metazoa; Rotifera; Eurotatoria; Philodinida; Philodinidae
Source: the annotation of a GenBank genome assembly